Xyrauchen texanus (razorback sucker) is the source of this 3483-nucleotide messenger RNA. RefSeq names its product coiled-coil domain-containing protein 89-like. The transcript is spliced from 7 exons. Bases 231 to 1313 code for a protein of 360 amino acids. Lineage: Eukaryota; Metazoa; Chordata; Actinopteri; Cypriniformes; Catostomidae. The record is from RefSeq and is a predicted model, not a curated record.
UAUUAAAUUGCCUUUAUUUAAUCAGAUUCUCAAGUGUAAGUGUCCAUUAUCUACGAACGAGGGACGAAAACAAGCGGAAUAAUCGCGACUAAAUUCGCUGUUGCUAGGGGCAACCGGCGAAACUUUGUAUACACAAACGGUUGCUUUUUACACAAGCCAUUGUAUCACUGCAGCUCAUUGCGUCGAGACGCCUUCGUGACAAACCGGAUUAUUCUGCAACAUAUAUAGCCAUGGCAGCCUAUUUCCAAAUCGCAUCCCCUACGAAAAAUCCUAUAGACCUCAAAACGAUGAUCAAAGACACAAAACAGGAUAUGGAUGAUGUCCACCAAGCCCUGGAAAAACUCAGAAGUCUCUCACACGAAGAGAGAACAGAGGGAGACGUGUUGCAUUCAAGAAUCGACGAACAGUCUUCUCUGAUCUGCAUUCUGAAGCACAGAGCAGACGAGAUGCUUCUGCGCUGUCAGGCUCUGGAAAACAUCAACUCAGAGUUGGAGAACCUGAGAGCCAACGUUCAGGUCGAGCUGGAGAACGAGAGGAAGAAAUCCGAACAGCUGGAGCAGAGAUUCAUGGACCUGGCCGCCAACCACAAAGAGCUGAUCAACUUCAAGGAUGAGUACAAAAGCCAGAACGCAAAGCUGACUAAAGAGAACGAGGGACUGAGAGAAGAAAAUGACAAUCUUUUCAGCAAAGAACUACAAGAAAAAGAGGAGAUCAUCCUCAAACUCACCCAAGAACUCAAAGACUUGGCGAAACAGCAUAAGAGAUUUGAAACCGAGUAUCAGAAGAAAACAACAGGUUUUCAGAUCAAACUGAAGGAACUGAUGAAUCUCCAUCAGAUCAAAGAGGCUUCAUUGAAGAAUGAACUAAACGAUGCUCAAAAACAGCUCAAGAAUGCAGUUGAGAUGUGCGCAGAACUGGAUCUCAGACUAAGACAAACCCAGGAAAAGGAGACAAUGAGAGACACUGAGACUCGAGAGAGACUGGACAAUCUCAUGAAGGAAAACAAUGAACUAAUUGAUCUCUCAUUGCAGCGAGGGAAAAUUAUACAGGACAAGCAAACUGAAAUUCUGGAGCUGGAGCGGAAAAGACAGGAGGCAGAGAGCGGCAGACUAGAUGCAGAGCACAGGUUUGAAAAGGAGGCAGCAGCCGUUAACAGUGAAUUAAAAGUGAAGGAGCUUCAAUAUGGCUUAGAAAGGGCAGAAGACACAUGCAAUGAGCUGAAAAAGGAGUUUGAGGCAUAUAAAAAGCACAGCAGUGAACUGCUUGAAAAGGAGAAGGAGUUAAACUGCAAACUUCGCCACUUGAUCAUCUGAACACUCCAUCCUGUCAAUUCAUUUGUAUUUCUACAAUUAAAGUCAUGAUAAAAACCAUAAUCAGAUUCUUUCAUUAAAGUCAUCCUUGAUGAACCAUCUUUUUCUCAUACUGACUUUAGAGUGAUACACAGUAUAAAUAAACCACAAAGACUCAUAAGUGAACAUCUUCCUUCAAUAGGGGGCAGUGCAGUAUACUUCUGUUGCAAAAAAACCUCUGUGUGCUCCCACAGUUUCUUGAUGGUUUAAAAAGACACUACAUGAUCCCCAUUCCUCCAUUUGUGUUAUUUCAUAGUUCUGAUUACUUUAUUAUUAUGUGGAAAAUAUAAAUAAUAAGGAAUUAGUCGUAGGUGAGUAAAAGCUUUAUAUUAGUAGUGUAAUCUGUCAUUUGUAUAUGCAAUAAAUUAGACUGUUAUGUACUGUACAGUAUGUAGCCCAGUUCUUGCCAAGAUACCAUUUAACUGUGUUAGUAUGUAGCCUUUAAGCAUUUAGGACUGUAAUGCUUAACUUAGAUCCAUUUUCUACAGCACUUCAACAAAUUAUUAUAACCUUUAUUUUACCAGGAAAGAAAUAAGUCUAUUCUCGGCUCAUCGGAAUGACCAUUCAUCCCAAUAUCCAUACACACUGUAUUAAUGCAACAUAAUGAAACAGUGUCAGUGUCAAGAUAACAACGAUAAGAUUUUUUGCUGAGGAAACAGUAUUUUGCUAACAUUUGUCAUUUUAAUGUGCAUUUUGUCACUAGUUGUAAUUUGGCUAGUCAUUUUAGUGUCAUUCCUGAGCUAAUACAUGGGAAGGUAACAGGUUGUUAGCAUAAUUGUAAAGUGUUCAUCUGGUCUACAUGCGCAUAUAUGUUUUAUAAAAUAGAAAAUCGGGAUAGAUUUAAAGAUGUCACCCCUUUAACAGAUAGCGGGAUGCCACCUGUAUUGGCUGGUUGUAGACACAUUUUCAUUUAUUCACUUUCAUUAUUUUAAAUGCAUCUUGGAAUGUGCAUUUAGUGUUUUAGAGUUUUCACUCAUAUUUUUGCAUUGCAGUCCUGAUCUAAGCACAAACUGAACCCUGUAUUGAGGUUAUUUAGUCAUUUAGCACAAUGGAUCUCAACUAGGAGUGUAAAAAUGCACAGAGGCUCCACCUUGUAGAAGUGUUUGGGGUUAACGUAAUACGUACCGUGAGUUUGCAUCAAGUCAUUUUGUUCCGUCAGACAUUAUUUCAUGCUUUAUUCACUAUUCAUAAUAAUUUUGAAUCGUUUCUAAAGAAUUUAUCCAGAUCAGAUCAAAUCGAGACAAAUUCUCAGAUUUCACCAUGCAUUGUUAUCAUUAGGUAAAGAAUCCUAAUUUAAUCAAAGUCACAGCAAAUUUUUACACCCCUGUUCCCAACUUGUAGGUCGCCACCCAAAAAUGGAUUGAAGGUGUGUUCUGAUUGGGUUGUGAAAAAACAGUGUUACUGUAUAUUAAAGUGGAAUUAUUAAUGUGGUUUGUGCCAUUCAUUUUCAAUAGAAAUAUUUCAUGUUAAUAAUGUUUCAUAUUGUCAGGUCUGUGCAUUUCAAGGUAAUAUUAAUACAUUUCACUGUUUGAUUUUAGGGACAUUGUUUACUUAUGGACAAUAAACUAUUUUCUGUUUUAGAUCACCAAUUGUCCAGUGUAAAAUCAGUGUCCUGAAUCCAAACCUCUUAAGAACCAAUGAUUUAGAAUCAGACCCUUUCUUAUACUAGACAAUGAAUGGUCUUUCAUGGGUGUCUAUAUCAGAUCUUUAACCUCUAGGGUAAGGUAUAUAAGUGUUAUGUCCUUAUAUGAUCUUUUGGUGGAGUUUUUAAUGAGAAUUCUUAAUGUUCUCUUUACUGUACGUUGGUAUCACCAUUUCAUGCAUCAUAUCGAGUUGAGACAAGUUUUCGUCCGUGCCAUAACUGACCAGUGCACCUGCCCUUUUACUGCGCCUGACCUCUGACUGGUCACUGGUCAAUGGUUGUUUACGCCAUUGCCAUGACAAUCUUUACUUUAGAAGUGCUACAGAUAUGGAAGUUGCCUUAUAUGGGAAACAGUGGAAUGAAUUUGAAUGAUCUGUGACCUGUUUUGUUUUUGUAUGUUGUUAUCUCUUACAAACAUACACAUGUAAGGAGGACUUGGCUGUUAAGAUUGUUUACAUUAGAAUGUAUGUAAAGCAUUUCAAGCAUAAAUAA